Rhopalosiphum maidis (corn leaf aphid) is the source of this 1288-nucleotide messenger RNA. Its product is annotated as syntaxin-like. Lineage: Eukaryota; Metazoa; Arthropoda; Insecta; Hemiptera; Aphididae. Gene Ontology annotation, biological process: vesicle fusion; exocytosis; intracellular protein transport. The transcript has 9 exons. Gene Ontology annotation, molecular function: SNARE binding; SNAP receptor activity. Bases 169 to 1131 code for a protein of 320 amino acids. Gene Ontology annotation, cellular component: SNARE complex; plasma membrane; endomembrane system. The record is from RefSeq and is a predicted model, not a curated record.
CUCGUGGUCGUGUAUCGUCAUUUCAGUUUCGAGUUUGUUAGCGCCGAAUAUACAGUGUCACAAUAAUAAUGUGUUUAGUACCUAUCUAUUCUAGUGUAAUCUUUAUUGUUUGACAUGUUUGUGCUGCAAAAGUGAAUAAUUUUUUUUUAUUUAUUUAUUCCAAUUAUUAUGAUUAAAGAUAGACUGAAAGAGUUACAAGCUAUUGUUGAAGAUGUAUUUCCAAAUCACGUCAACAGAAUGGAUUCUCGCAAUAACAUAAGAGGAGUGGAUAACGUAGCUCUGGAUAUUCAAGACUCUGAGUAUGGUUACAUGGAACAUUUCUUCGAUCAAAUCGAACAGUGUCGGCUGAAAAUAAGACAAAUCAAAGAGCAUGUAGUGUUAAUGAGAACAUUACACGGAAAGUUACUACUUCUACCGAGGCAAGAUGAAAAUAUGAAACGAGAUAUAGAUAUAAAAACGGAGAAUGUGAAAAAAAUGGGAAAACAAGUCAGCACCACAUUGAAAGGCCUAGAGAAACAGAUUAAUCAAGAAGAAGACGAGUUUUCCGGUGACAACGAACAAGUGAGCGCCGCGUUGCGGAUACGAAAAACCCAACAUGCCACCACGAUACACAUGUUGGUCGAAGCCCUAGCCGAGUUCAACGCCGAGCAGAUCGUCUACAAAGAAAAAUGCGAGGAACGCAUGCAAAAAGUCGUGUGCAUAGCAAAAGCCGAAAUAUCCAACGAUCAAUUCGACGAACUAGUCAGCCAAGGCAACUAUUCCGCCGUGUUCAACGGCAACAUAAUUGCCGAAACGCUGGAAGCUAGGAGGACGUUGCAAGAAGUCCAAGACAGGCACUUGGAACUAAUGAAACUGGAAAAGAGCAUCCAGGAGCUCCGGGACAUGUUUGUUGAGAUGGCGAUGCUGGUCGAAAAGCAAGGUGACAUAAUCAAUAGUAUAGAGCAACAUGUGUUAAGGGCCGGAGAAGCUGCUGAAAAUGCCAAAAUUGAAACCAAAAAAGCUGUUAUAUACACUAGCAAAGCGAGAGUGAAAAAAAUUGUCUUCAUGAUGAUUUGCAUCUGUGUUGUCUUAUGCAUGGUAGCGUGGUUAUACUCUAGUUUUUUCGGAAAUGAUGAAACCACUGAAACUUGACAUCUCUAUGAUUUUUGUUAUAUUAAAAUUGUAACUGUAACUGUUAGGUAAAAUUCUGUGAUAUUUAUGCAACUAUAUAUAUUAUUAUUUAUGUGUAUAUAUUAUAUACAUAGAUAUAUACUUAUAAAUAUGUAUCAUACAUAAUGUAUAUGUAUAU